AUGGCACAUUCGAAGUGGAUCCUAAUCGUCGGCUCGACUGGUGAAGGCAAAAGCAGCCUAAUUAAUUUGUUGAUGGGGCGGGAAGUGGCUAACGUUAAUGAUUCAGCUGAUGGUGUUACGAUGGAUUGCCAAGAAUAUGUCACCAAACAUGCUGAAACUGAAUACCAUCUUUAUGAUACUAUAGGACUACAUGAGGCUGAUGGGGGUAAGGUACCCCAUAAAAAUGCGAUAGAGAAGCUGGUGGCUUUCGCUAAAUCACACUCUGAAGGAUUCAAUCUGAUUAUUUUUGUCAUGGCCAAAGGCCGUAUCCGCCAUGAUUUCGAACAGAACCACCUUUUGUUCCAUGAUACCAUAUUUUGCAGUCAAGCACCUUCCAUUCUAUAUGUCAACGGCUGUGAGUUUGAGAAACAAACAGGCAAAUGGGUUACUGAGAAUGCAGAACGCUUGAAGUCCUUCCAAUUUAAGGAUGUUGUCUGUGGAACCACCAUGAAACACGCAGGCGAAUUCGAAGAAAGAAUAGCUCCGAAGCGGGAAGAAACCAGGACGGCUAUAUGGAAUGCGAUUGACCAGUUUAGUGCAGCAAAACGUGCUCCUAUUACAAGAUAUCUGAAAUGGUGGCAGAAAGCGAUAAAUAUAGUUUUGAAUGUUUUCGGACAGCCCCCACUGUUUCAGACUGAAGAAAUGAACAAGUUCGCCGAGAUUCUUCGUAAGAAAGGCGUCCGUGAAGAUGUUAUUAAAGAACUAGUGAAAACAUUGCAAUAA
Messenger RNA from Rotaria socialis, 762 nucleotides. The record is from the annotation of a GenBank genome assembly. Lineage: Eukaryota; Metazoa; Rotifera; Eurotatoria; Philodinida; Philodinidae.